AUGGACGACACCUCCGAAUCGAUCUUCAACUCUACCAAGGCUUUGCUUCUCUCAUCCGAUAUGAAGCUAUUCCACCGCUCUCCAUACGGGCUACCAAACCUCGAAGCUUCCUCGCCCCUUCCAUCGUUCAGGCACAUACGGCCUUACUUCCUGCUUUCCGCCAUCAUCUGGAUUACCUCUGCCAGCAUACCCAUGCUCUCCAGGAUGGGCAAUGACCAACUCCCUCAUGGCUCUUGUGCAUAA
This is a messenger RNA of Punctularia strigosozonata HHB-11173 SS5, 243 nucleotides long. RefSeq lists its product as uncharacterized. The record is from RefSeq and is a predicted model, not a curated record. The coding region runs from base 1 to 243 and encodes 80 amino acids. The transcript is spliced from 2 exons. Lineage: Eukaryota; Fungi; Basidiomycota; Agaricomycetes; Corticiales; Punctulariaceae.